GAAAAGUGGAGAAAUGGACGUGAUCAUGUCGCGUGGACUAAACUAGUCCAAGAAAAGAGCUCGGCGGACAAAACGAUGGAGAGCGCAGCCGGCGGGGAGCUACGGCGGCACCGGUUCGUGCUCGUGCACGGCGUCUGCCACGGCGCGUGGAGCUGGUACAGGGUGGCCACGGCCCUGCGGUCCGCUGGUCACCGCGUCGACGCGCUCGACAUGGCCGCGUGCGGCGCCAGGCCCGGGCGCGCGGAGGAGGUGGGCUCGUUCGAGGAGUACAGCCGGCCGCUGCUGGACGCGCUGGCGGCGCUGCCGACGGGGGAGAAGGCGGUGCUGGUGGGCCACAUCUACGGCGGCCAGAGCCUGGCGCUGGCCAUGCAGGCGCACCCGGACAGGGCCGCCUUCGCCUCCGCCGCCAUGCCGGCCGCCGGGAAGCCCCUCAAGUUCGUCUCUGAACAGUUCGCGCAAGAAAGGGGCCCGGGUUUCUUCAUGGACAGCGUGAUCGAGACCACCUCCGGCGACGACCCGCAACGCCCUUGCAAGACGUUCCUGCUCGGGCCGGAGUACAUGGCGCAGCGGCUGUACCAGCUCAGCCCGCCCGAGGACCUGACGCUGGCGACGAUGCUGGUGAGGCCGUCGCGGCAGUUCGUGGACGACGCCGCGAUGAGCGGGGAGGGGGUACUGACGGCGGAGAGGUACGGCGCGGUGAGCCGCGUGUACGUGCUCGCCGAGGAGGACGCCUCGUGGUCGCCGGAGUUCCAGCUGCGGAUGGCGUCGUGGAACCCCGGCACGGAGGUGAGGGGGCUCCAGGGGGCCGAUCACAUGCCCAUGUUCUCCAAGCCCAGGGAGCUCUCGGACCUCCUCCUGGAGAUAGCCAACAAGUACACUUGAACCAGCAAACUUCAUGUUCAGU
Molecule: messenger RNA, 904 nt
Organism: Triticum aestivum (bread wheat)
Lineage: Eukaryota; Viridiplantae; Streptophyta; Magnoliopsida; Poales; Poaceae
Product: probable esterase PIR7A
Exons: 3
Coding region: 76-882 (268 amino acids)
Biological process (GO): jasmonic acid metabolic process; salicylic acid metabolic process
Molecular function (GO): methyl indole-3-acetate esterase activity; methyl jasmonate esterase activity; methyl salicylate esterase activity
Source: RefSeq, a predicted model, not a curated record